AUGAUGUCGCCAGCCUCCGCCCUCGCGGCCGCGGAGAACGCCGUUUGCUACUUCGACGAUGAUCGUCAGUACGAGACGGCUUCCGAGCACUCAGGAGACGACGAACCUAGGUUACCCUUCAGCGCGAGGCUCGCCGCCGCAACCACCGACGCAAUCGCCAAUGACAUGAACGGUGGUGACCGUGCAGCGCCCUGCCUGGUGACCGAUCUCGGCCGCAUCGCCGGCGCAAGGUGGAGCGAGAUGGACGCAGAGGCAAAGGCUCCGCGGGAGGCGGAGGCGAGGGAGCACAAGGAGCGGGCAGGCGCGAGGGCAGCCGCAGGGACGCAAGCGACCGGCAGCGGAUGA
Messenger RNA from Emiliania huxleyi CCMP1516, 345 nucleotides. RefSeq lists its product as hypothetical. The transcript is spliced from 2 exons. Lineage: Eukaryota; Haptophyta; Isochrysidales; Noelaerhabdaceae. Bases 1 to 345 code for a protein of 114 amino acids. The record is from RefSeq and is a predicted model, not a curated record.